UUUGAAGUAAAAUGACGAAUUAUUUAUAUAUUUUAUAAAAUAUAUCUUACAAAGUAUUCAAACAUUCACAACAUUCGCUCAGGGCAACGCCCGAGUAAACAAACUAGUAUUAAAGUAAUGGAUUCCACUUACGUAAUGCACAUUACAUUACGGUUUAAAAUAUAAUGACAUACCAUACAUUCUAUUUGAAUCAACACGUAAUGUUCGUUACAUUACAUGAUUGAUUACAUCAUACCAAACAUAGCCUUAUUAUUUGUAUUUCAUCAUCAUCGUUGUCGUCGUCAUCAUCGUCGUCGUCGUCGUCAUCAUCAUCAUCUAAGUUUGAUUUGAUCGGACCCAAUGUGAUCUAAUUUCAUGUGGACUAAUUUCAUGUUUUUAAGUUCAUGUGGAUUAGUGAAAUUAAAAACAUUUUGCCUAUACUCCUUUAAAAGCAAAAAGUUCUUGGUGCCAUUUACGAAUUAAAACAAGAAUCAGUACAAAUUAAAAAAGAGAGAGAAUCUUGCUUGUCCAUCUCUUUCAGCUGUUUAAGUUCGCAGAGGCAUUGAUUCAAUGAUUCUCCCGUGGACCGAAAUAGCGGCACAUCUAGCUGAUACGGUGCAGGCGUAUUGAUUCAAUUUCUGUCGAAUGAUGAAUCAUAUUAUUCCUAGUUAUUCUUUCGCCUUAUUCGGGAUUAGUUGUUGGGAGGGAAAUUGUUGAAAGAAAAUCACUUGCAUUUUUUGAAAAGUUCUAGUUAUAGGAAUAUAAUUGACCAAAUUAAAGAUUUUUUCUGAUUAUAUGAUACAUUUGUUAUUUUCAAUUCUGCUUUUCUAUUAAAAUUUUCGGUGAUUAUGUGAAACCAAGAUUCGAUUUGAGUGUUGAACAUUUAAACCUAUGUGUAAUUUGAUAUGAUGAAACUACCACAUAACUAAAUUAGGUGUGUAAUAUACAAAAUAAUAAAUUUUGGGAAAUAAUGACUUACCCUCUUGGGUGAUUUAGCAUAAUAUUUAUAAUAAAAUAGAGUUAUGGAAAUUACAAGGUAAUCCCUAAAUAUUACAUUAUUAUGUAAUAAAAGAAUGUUUUUAUUCGGAUUGAAAAUUUCUACUCGAAUCUGGUCUGGUAUUUAUUAUUUUAUAAUUGUUAAAGUCUAAUAUGAUCUGAUCUAGUUUCACACUAAAAUAAGUCCAAUUAAAAAACAUACUCGUAUUAACUUUGUCACUUUUUUUAUUAUUAAAGAAUUUGUGGUAACCCUUAAUUGAUUAAUUCUAUACUUCUCUCUUCUAUAGAAAACUCACCUACUUUUCAUAUACCAAUCAAACUCCGUCAAGUUUUAAAGGGACAAGGAAGUGAUAGAUACCGGAAACCUUCCUAGAAUAUGACAAGAUAAUUUUUAUCUUCCGACUUCGGACUGUCCUAGCAACCAUGUUUUUUGAAGUAUGUUUAUGGUUAAUGUUGUACAAUUGUAGUGCAAAUUGUGCAAUGCACCAUGCCAUAAUGCCUUAAUGCCAUAUUACCAUUUUUGUAGUUGGAUACUUUUGUUGGAACCUUAUACUUUAUCAGAUCGUUUCCAAGUUUAAAUUCUUGGAUUGUACCAAUUUUUUGAGUUAAUGAUACCUUUAUUGCUUUGUUUGCAAAAAGAAAAAUCCGUGUUGCUUGGUUUGCAGAAAAAAUGCCUGUCCCUUUUGUAAUCUGAUUUUUUUUUUAUCGUUGUCAUCUGAAAUUUUAAAUUAACCCAAACCCCGAUCCAUCCCGACUGAAAUUUGGUAAAAUUGAAUCAGGUAACAUACAAAUCAUCCUACAUUUUAGCAGUAACACAUUGGAAAACAAAAAUUGCUAUGGGAAUAAUGAAAAAAGAAACAGUAAUAAUACAAAUAAUACAAAUAAUUAUAGUUAGCACACACACGUUAUACAGUGUAUAGAUGGAAAGCAGUGUAGCGCAAUUUAAGCAUAAUUAAUUAAAAAACUCUAUAAUACUAGGUAGGUUAUAGUGCAUUGACUAGUUUUUUCGUGUUGUUCGUCAUCAUCGUAUAUUAAUUAAUUAAUUGAUCAGAAAUUCUUGAGCAAUUGCCGGACCUGUUCCAGUGUGACAAAGAGCACCACAGUGAAUGGUCCUUGCCUUGAAAUGGUGGGAAUGAAUCCCUUGUACAGAGCCAUGGGUCCCUCUGCUUUGAUGGUUUUCACCGCACAGUCAAGUGCGCCGGCGUACGGCGGCGCCUUCCCCGCCUCCACCUUCAUGUUCAUCAUCCGCGUCUUCAGCACGUCCACCGGGUUCGACGCCACCGCCGCCACGAACCCGGCGGCGAAGCUCGCCGUGACGUGCGUUCCCAGCCCGUCUUUCAAGAUUCCCUUUUCCACGAUUGUCUCCUUGAUCUGGUCGUACGAGGCGAGCUGCGACGCCGUCACGAGCAUGGCUCGGUUCACCGUAAGGGAUGAGCCGCGCCACAGGCUAGUGACCCCCUCGUUCUUGGCCAUCUGUGAAAUGGCGUCCACGACGCUCUUAUAGUUCCGUCUCUGAGCGGCCGGGAGACGGCCGUCGGCUUGCAUUCGCACCAUCGCCACGUCCGCCGGAUUCCCGACGGCAGCUCCGACCCCACCGGCAAUCAGCCCCGCCCCGAUCUUCUUCAACAGAGGAAUGUUGUUCGUGUUGGGAUCGCUCCACUUUUUCUUCAACAUGUCGUAAAGCCCCAUCCGGGUUGUCGAAUAGAGCGUCUGCCGGAGAACGGUGGCGGAAACGCCAGAAAACAGAGCGGCGACGCCUUCCUGUUGAACAAUACGCACACCCACCGCAACGGGUCCGACCCGCGGCGGCGGCGGCGGCGAUGGUAAAUGAAUAUGACCCGAAUGGGAGGCGGUGGAGGGAAAAGCCAGCGCCGGACGGAGGUUCUGGACAAACGGUGCGGGUUCACCCUGGAGCUGCAUUCGCACCUUGAUGAGAUCCAUGGGGUGGGUCGAGCACCCGGCCACAAUUGAUGCAAUUCCUCCCUCAACGAAUCCUUUGAUACCCAUAUCGGAAAAUCAAGAACGGAAAUCGAGAUCUGGAAAAUUAAUCAAAUUUCUGGGAGGAAACAAGAAAAGAAAAGGAAAAAAACAGAGCAGAGAAUUGAUUCAAUGGAUCAAGAAGACCAAUUGGAAGCUGAGCUCAUCUCACUGGAAACCAGGAGAUGAGAAUGGAGGCCGAAGGCUAUGGAUGCGAAGUGAGGAACGUUGGCUCUCUGAGACAUAUGCUACGGAGAGGAAAAGGGUUGCGGUUGGAGGAGAAAUAAAGAAACGUAUUUAUAGUGUGGAAACGGAAUUAGGAAAAAAUAAAAGAAGAAAUUUCCAAUCUGUGUUUAGGGUUGAUCACGCGGAGACGAAAGAGAAGAGAACCCAAACGACUUAAACUUCGAAGGCAUUGGUCCUUUUUUUAUUUUUUUCUCUACGCUUUACGCGGUUACGGGCCCUACUUUGCAAAUUUGAACACCUCAAAUGCUUAUUUCUCAAUAAGGAAUCUGAAACUUUCCACCACGACUUGUAAAGAUGGAAAUUCUUCCCUUUUUGUGUUUGGCUAGCACAAAAUACCAAAC
This is a messenger RNA of Cuscuta europaea, 3539 nucleotides long. The record is from the annotation of a GenBank genome assembly. Lineage: Eukaryota; Viridiplantae; Streptophyta; Magnoliopsida; Solanales; Convolvulaceae.